Molecule: messenger RNA, 819 nt
Organism: Akanthomyces muscarius
Lineage: Eukaryota; Fungi; Ascomycota; Sordariomycetes; Hypocreales; Cordycipitaceae
Exons: 3
Coding region: 1-819 (272 amino acids)
Biological process (GO): RNA (guanine-N7)-methylation; tRNA methylation
Cellular component (GO): tRNA methyltransferase complex
Molecular function (GO): tRNA (guanine(46)-N7)-methyltransferase activity
Source: RefSeq, a predicted model, not a curated record
AUGCCGCCCUCUGCGACAAAAAGGGCCAACCGUGAAAAGUAUCGCAACGCUCGAGACGAAAACGAUGGCACCCAGCUCCCCCAGAAGCGCUUUUACCGUCAGAGAGCACACGCAAACCCAUUCUCAGACCAUGCUUUAGAAUAUCCUGUAUCUCCGGCGGAUAUGGAUUGGGCCAAGUUCUACCCCGAAUAUGUAUCAGAAUCCACAUCCUCUGAGGAAGCCAACUCAAGUCAGCCAAGACCGCUAAAGCAAGAUGUCGAGAUUGUCGAUAUUGGCUGCGGCUACGGCGGACUUCUCGUUGCUCUGUCCCCCAUUCUUCCGGAUAAACUCAUGCUAGGCCUCGAGAUUCGCUCGCAAGUCACCGCGUUUGUCCAGGAGCGCAUCUACGCCCUGCGCAAGCAGAGCCCCGGCGCGUACCAAAACGCCGCCUGCAUCCGCGCCAACUCGAUGAAGUUUCUGCCCAACUUCUUCCGCAAGGCGCAGCUGGCCAAGAUCUUCAUCUGCUUCCCGGACCCCCACUUCAAAGCGCGCAAGCACAAGGCGCGCAUCGUGUCGACGACGCUCAACUCCGAGUACGCGUUUGCGCUGCGGCCCGGCGGCGUCAUCUACACAAUCACCGACGUCGAGGCGCUGCACGAGUGGAUGGUGGAGCAUCUCGAGGCGCACCCGGCGUUUGAGCGCGUCGCGGACGAGGAGGUCGAGAGCGACCCGUGCGUGGCGGUCAUGAGGGCCGAGACGGAGGAGGGGAAGAAGGUGGCGAGGAACAAGGGGCUCAAGUUUGUAGCUUUGUUCCGGCGGAGAGAGGAUCCGCCUUGGUAG